Messenger RNA from Mesorhabditis belari, 1254 nucleotides. The record is from the annotation of a GenBank genome assembly. Lineage: Eukaryota; Metazoa; Nematoda; Chromadorea; Rhabditida; Rhabditidae.
AUGACCGAAUGUCGAAUUUUCUACAAAUACACCGAACGAGACGAUGAUCGGGCCACGUUCUCGUUGAUCACUUCAAGACCACAAAAAUUUGUCGCCAAUUUUCUGCAAGAAUUGGUCGACGAUUUCACGCGACUUCUUUAUGGAACGGUGAAAGAGCUCAAAGAAGAGAACACAGAUAAACAAUGGUUUUUGAUCGAAUUCGAUGCCUUUUCCAAUGAUACAAUCGCUUUCUACAAAAAAGUUCACAAAGCAAGUCCAACCUUUGGCGAUUUUCUCGGAACUCCGAAUAUUGAGCACUGCAAUGCACGGGAGUUCAUCGUCUCUUCCAAAGGAAUGGCGGAAAAUGAGCGAAUUUUUAUUGAUUCGAUACGCGAAAAAGAGAAUUGCUUGAUUGCGUGUGAAUCGGAAAUAAAUAAAGAGAUUUUAUUGAAGGAUGUUCCACUUUGGCGACGAUGUGAAGAAUUGUCUCGAAAUGGAGAAAAUGGGGGCUAUUUUCUAUUGCAUUUACGCUAUACAGAUAAAGAUAAAGAUCAGAUUUUCAAAUUACACAAAGAAAGCUUCGUUACAUUGGGACAAGGUCUAAUCCUCGGCCAACUUUCCCCAUCAAUUUCUGUCCGAGCUGAUGUCGACCCAGGAAACUGUCACAUUUUCAUUGACAAUCAACAAACAAAUGCUUUUGAGCAAAAGGAAAUGCAUCAAGGAAUGCCGAAUUUCGAUAAAGAUACUCAGCUUCGUUUCAUCGAGAAAAGUGUGGAGACUUUGUUGUCGAAAUUCCCCUAUCAUUCACCGUCAUUCACUUAUCGAUAUCACUGCAAAGCUUCCAGAGUGUUGCAAAAAACGGCUCAUGCAUUGAAGAUCUCAAAAAACGAUCUAUUCAACAUUCCACUCUAUCAAAUGACACUUAAAAAUGGAAGAAAAUAUUGGGGACCAAAUCGGGAAUUCUUUAUGGACGACCAAAAUAUUUUUGUACCUCAACAACGAAACAUUUCCUUUUCACCGAAAGAUUCUCGGGGAAAAGAUAUCGAAGCGAUUCGGGAAAUGCUGAGCAAGAUGAACACAAAUCGACCGGAAAAUGAGGAGCAUGAAAGGAAUGAACAUUUGAUGAAUAAUCAAUGCAAUUGGCCACAACUUGGAGAGCCACAAAGGAUGAAUGAACGGAGGAGGGGCAAUAAGUUGCCCAUUGCCAUUCCAGUUGCCCAUUCCCUCCCCAUCAUCAUCAUCAUCAUCAUCAUCAGCCACGUUUUCCCCACCAAA